AUGUUCACACUGAACUUCUCCUUCCUGGUAAAUGAGAGCAUUGCCAAACUAAGGAACGUCACUGGAUGUGUGGUGAUGGCGGCAGUUAUGCAUUACGCUAUGUUGGCCACUUUUACCUGGUUUUUCAUGGAGGCUCUACACUUGUACUUUAAUCUAUGCAAGAUCCCUUCUGAAAUCAAACAUUACAUGAUGAAGAUUUGCAUCUCAGGAUGGGUCACACCGGCUAUAGUGGUGAUCGCCCUUCUUGCUUUGGGAAAAUAUGAUUACAUUGUCAUUAAUGCCAAUGAUGACAAUUCAGCAAAAAUGUGCUGGAUCUCUGAUGCUGAUGUCCACCGGGGGGUUAACGUCGGUUAUUAUGCCGUAGUGUUCAGCUUUACCUUUAUCAUAUUCAUCGUAACUGUGCUGCAGAUUGUUAACUUGAAGAAAACAGCAGAGAAAGCCAACAACACCAGCUCCAUCAAGACAAACUCUUUCUCCAUCAUAGGCCUGUUGCUCCUGCUUGGCAUCACCUGGGCCUUUGCUUUCUUCAGCUAUGGACCUCUGCUCAUACCCUCCUAUUACAUCUUCACCAUCCUCAACUCCUUUCAAGGUUUCUUCCUGUUCAUCUACUACUACAAUUCCAGCAAGAUUGUUGGAGAGAAGAGAACACUCAGCAGUAGCAGCACACCUGGAACAAACACAACUGUGACAUCUCCUUAUCAAUGAAGUGUUUGUAGUGUACUUGCUUUUCAAAUGGGGACAGAAAGUUAUCUAUUUUUGACACAAGAGGGCAGCAUUUCAUUUCAUGUCAAGUAGUAGUAGUUAAGUAGGUUUCUCAUUCUCCCUGACUCUCCCGCCCUCCUGUUAUGAAAUGCCUUGUGUUCCUGACUGAAUGACUACCUUAACCUGAAAUGGCUAAUCUGGAUUACCUUCAUUGAGAAAAUUACUCAAAUGAGUUGAGCACUGGCAGGGGAGAUGGAGUAAUCUGGUGGAAGUAAUUAGUGUCAGUGGCUCUGUGUUUCAACAGAAGCCCCAUCUGAGUCACUGUGAAACUUUGCAGAGAAGGUUAUGAUUCAUUCAGAAUAUAUCAUAGAGAUCCUAAUUCAAAGCUUCAGUCAUACACUGGAAUGCAGACUGCAAAUGUUUAUGAAGGAAAAUAUGAGCGUUUUAUGACUGAUGUGGUUGUCAAAUGGACUGAAGAUGGUUAAGCGCAGGAAAAACAAGGUGAAGGGAAGACUUGUUCCUCACAUACUUUGCAGUGUUGGGGGCUGAGCUAGCCAGCUAGCUCUUUGCGUGCCUGCAGAUAAUUACUUUGUGCCUACAGAGAGCAAUAUCCACUGUGCGGGGAGUCUUAACUGGCCUUACAAGAAAUGAGCUCAUGGCUACCUUUAGUGAUAAGCGGCCUGAGGGCAUGCCAUUAUGAUACUGAAAUAUGACUGUAUUUAACAAGCAUUUAUACCAUUUAAUAUAAGUCUAAGUCUGUAAGUCUAUCUUGGUAAGCAGCGUUAUGUUAUUGAUAAGGAGUCAUUGGGAAUUGUGUAUUGUGUGUUGUUAUCCAUUAAUUUGUAUAUUUUUUCUCUAUACCUGAUUCAAUUAAGAACUAAUGUAUUCAAUAUUCUUUUUAGAUUUAGAGUUGAUAACAGAUUAAAUCUUAAAACAUUAACCAUGUUAUAUAAUCUUUGGAUCUAUAGAUAUCUGCCUUCUUUGCUAGUUUAUUUUUUUCUUCAUUUUGUUUUAUUUUACUAGCCUUACAGGGAACACAGUCUCCUCUUUUAUUUACUUAUUUGUGAUCACAGGGGCUUGUUAAGGUUGACUUUGAUGAAAUGUGGUAAGGUGUGUUCCUUGAUUCAGCAUCUCGAGACAAGACAUGACAUUAAUUUACAUGUGUAGUUGCUUUUGUGAAUGAAACUGCAGUAAUAAAGUGUAAUAUGUUUAUGGUA
This is a messenger RNA of Morone saxatilis (striped sea-bass), 1919 nucleotides long. RefSeq names its product adhesion G-protein coupled receptor G2-like. The transcript is spliced from 4 exons. Lineage: Eukaryota; Metazoa; Chordata; Actinopteri; Moronidae. Bases 1 to 705 code for a protein of 234 amino acids. Gene Ontology annotation, molecular function: G protein-coupled receptor activity. Gene Ontology annotation, cellular component: membrane. Gene Ontology annotation, biological process: cell surface receptor signaling pathway; adenylate cyclase-activating G protein-coupled receptor signaling pathway. The record is from RefSeq and is a predicted model, not a curated record.